This is a messenger RNA of Phlebotomus papatasi, 997 nucleotides long. RefSeq names its product translin (gene trsn). The coding region runs from base 61 to 789 and encodes 242 amino acids. Lineage: Eukaryota; Metazoa; Arthropoda; Insecta; Diptera; Psychodidae. Gene Ontology annotation, cellular component: cytoplasm; nucleus. Gene Ontology annotation, molecular function: single-stranded DNA binding; RNA binding; sequence-specific DNA binding. The transcript has 4 exons. The record is from RefSeq and is a predicted model, not a curated record. Gene Ontology annotation, biological process: RNA metabolic process.
CCAAAACAUAUUGUUUUCCUCACAGUUUUGCUCUAAAUUCCCUAAAAAUACGUCAGAAAAAUGCAGAAUCAGAUGAUUAAGAGUAUUUUCACGAAGUUCCAGGAGAAUCUGAACAAAGAGCAGGAGCUCAGAGAGGAAAUCCGCUUAACUGUGAGGGAGAUUGAUCAGUCAGCCAAAGAGGCAGCUAUUGCACUCCAGAUAAUCCACACAAGUAUUACUGAAGUUCCUCAGGGAUGCCUCAGGGCUCGGGAGUUAUUCCAGGAAUGCCAGAAGGGCUACAGGAAGCUGGCUGAGAUAGUACCAGAAGGUCAAUACUAUCGGUAUUCCGAUCAUUGGCAUUAUCUCACGCAGAAACUCGUCUCUCUGGUGGCCCUUACUGUGUACCUGGAGGCUGGUUUUCUUGUGGCCAGGGAGACGGUUGGAGAGAUUCUGGGUCUAGAAGUGACUCAGAAGAAUGGUUUCCACCUCGAACUGGAGGACUAUUUGCUGGGUAUUCUGCAAAUGGUCACAGAACUGGCCAGAUUUGCUGUGAACUCCGUGACUCUGGGUGACUAUCAACGUCCAGUGAUGAUUUCACGCUUUGUGGCAGACUUAAAUGCCGGUUUUCGUAUGCUGAACCUCAAGAAUGACGGUCUCAGGAAGAGAUUUGAUGCCCUGAAGUAUGAUGUGAAGAAGAUUGAAGAGAUUGUCUAUGAUGUUAGUAUUCGGGGACUGGCCAAAGUGAAUGUUCAGGCCGACAAAGAGGACAUUGCAGAAGUAUCAGGAGACACAGACAAGAAGACCGAGUGAUUUUUUUUAUAGACUUCCCAGUCUAACACUAUUUACCAUAAUAACCAUGGAUUUUCUUUCUGUGAGUUUUUUUUUAUAAUUUCUAUUUUUAUAAAUAUUAAACUCUUCAAUAAAAUAUAUUAAGAAAACAUUCUUAUAGUAAUUUAAUGGUCUGUAAUUCUCUUUAAUAAAAAAAAUAGUUGAAAUAAAAUAAAUAUCUUAAAGGCAA